Molecule: messenger RNA, 1056 nt
Organism: Aspergillus niger
Lineage: Eukaryota; Fungi; Ascomycota; Eurotiomycetes; Eurotiales; Aspergillaceae
Exons: 6
Coding region: 1-1056 (351 amino acids)
Source: RefSeq, a predicted model, not a curated record
AUGUCCACCACAGCCACUAUCACCACCACCACCACAACCACUACCACCGCGGAGCAUCCCAAAGGCCAAAACCGCAUGCUUCUCGAUGGCAAACCCACCAACUACGGCGACUUCCGCGACGCGCUCAACCGCGAUGGUUACGCCGUGAUCAAGGGAGCAAUUCCACUUGAUCGGGCCAAUGGAUACGCGGAUGCAUUUUACUCGUACAUGGAGGGAUUUAACCUCGGCUUCAACCGGAACGACCCCAGCACCGUCCGACGGGCCAAACUGCCCGUGCUGAACGAGAAAGGCAUGAUACUCGACUAUGGCGUGACGCACGAGCAGUGGGUGUGGGAUAUUCGCGGAGAAGAAGGGGUAGUGGAUGCGUUUAAGAAGGUGUAUGAUGAUGAGGACUUGAUUGUUUCGUUUGAUGUGGUGAAUGUGGGGUUUGCUAAUCGGGAGGAUUUGCCUGAGAACAAACCCUGGCCCCACCAAGACCAAGACCCCUCCAAACCAGGCUUCAGAUGCUUGCAAGGCCUCGUCAACCUCCUCCCCAAUGGCCCCAACGACGGCGGUCUAAUCGUCUGCAAAGGCGGGCACGCGCUCUCCGCACAAUUCCACGCCGAAAUGGCGCACGAAGAGCGUAUUCCCGCCUGGACGCCCGAAUGGUUCGGGUUCACUGAUGCGGGGAUGAAGUGGCUCGCGGACCACGGGCUUAAAUGGGAGAAGGUAUGUGCUGAGCCUGGCGACUUGAUUGUUUGGGAUAGUCGCACGCCGCAUUAUAAUGUGGCUCCGACGGGCGGUGUGGAUCGAUUGGCGGUAUAUACGUGCUAUAUGCCUGUGGCGGAGGUUGAGAAGGAGGAUUUGGUGAGGAAGAAGGGGGCUUUUGAACGUCGGUUGGGAACGACGCAUUGGCCGCAUGCGAAACAUGUCUCGAAGACUAAUAUUGCCAUGCGGGAUGGGAAGCCUUGUCCGGUUGCGAGGGAGAGGCCCGUGCAGGAGCCGGUGUUGAGUGAGAGGGUGUUUAAGUUGACGGGGAUUCCGUAUUUGGAGAGGAUGGAGGGGGUUGCUGCUUAG